Molecule: messenger RNA, 2085 nt
Organism: Guyanagaster necrorhizus
Lineage: Eukaryota; Fungi; Basidiomycota; Agaricomycetes; Agaricales; Physalacriaceae
Exons: 7
Coding region: 60-1880 (606 amino acids)
Biological process (GO): snRNA transcription by RNA polymerase II; snRNA transcription by RNA polymerase III
Cellular component (GO): snRNA-activating protein complex
Molecular function (GO): RNA polymerase III type 3 promoter sequence-specific DNA binding; RNA polymerase II cis-regulatory region sequence-specific DNA binding
Source: RefSeq, a predicted model, not a curated record
CCGGUCUUGCACCCGCUGUCUCGUCGUUGUUAUGCGCUCAUGACCUUCUUUUUCACAGGAUGCAAGAGAAAAGUACCAGUCGAGCGUGGACACAGGAAGAGGACGAUCUCUUGGUGCAAGUCAUGAACCGCAAUGGCGGUUUUGAAAACUGGAAGGAAGUUGCUACCCUCAUUCCCGGAAGAACGAACAAGGCCUGUAGGAAGCGAUGGCUACAUUCCCUUUGCCCCGAUCUUAGGAAAUCCGCCUGGACACCCAAGGAGGACGCGCUCCUGGUGGCUCUGCACAAAAGGCACAAGAAUAAAUGGUCAACUAUUGCUCGAUUUAUCCCUGGUCGGACAGACGAUGCAUGUUCCAAGCGGUUUCGAGAAGCAUUGGAUCCUAGGCUAAAGAAGGAUCCAUGGACGCACGCAGAGGAUACCAAACUCUUGCAGCUGUAUAGUCGGUUAGGCCCCAAGUGGAAAGAGGUCGGCGAAGAGAUGCAGCGUAGUGGUUUAGGGUGUCGUAACAGAUUGAGACUUCUUGAACGAAGAGCUUCGGCUCGUGUGCAUCGGGAAGAGUCGUCACCAGACAGCGUUCAUAGCUCUGACGUCGACGUUGGAGAGCCAAAUACAGAUUCUGCCGUCUCCUCGACCCUCACUCCAGACCCUUCCUCCUCUGCGCCAGACCGUCACUCUUCCCUCCGGGAACCUCCGCUAUUGUUUCCUCCACUUCAAGCCCAUGAUUUUACUAUAACCGAGGAUCCCCUGGCGUUCACCGACUCAAUGAUCUUCAAUCCUCACUCUAUACCUUUCGAGAACGCCCCUUUGCAAUACAGCAUCCACACCGCAUCAUCUACUGGUGAUGCGCAGCAUCUUGUCCCUUCACAAGGUGACUCGAUUCUUAGGGACAUGGAAUUACCCCAAUCCCAGGAUUACUCUUCACUGUUCUCACCCUACAAUGAUUUUGCGACCUUCGGAGACUUUUUCAUGAACACUCCGUACCCGGAUAGUGAUGCCUCUCCUAACUUGGCUGUCCUUGACCUUAAGUCCCCACACUCCUCACGCUCCUCUCCCAUGCCCGAGGGAAAUGGAGUGACUUCUCAGCAUGACCUGGAGUUGUUUUUCUACCUCCCGACGUUUACGGAUCCUAUAAUUCAAUGGUCCCCCAGUGUACCUUUGGAUGACAAUCUGGUAUCCUCGGGUUUAGUUGACCAAACUGCAUCCAUCUCGAUUACUUCAAGUAUUGAUAUGCCGGCGCACAACCUGGUCAAUCCUGAUUCACCUACGAUGCCUCUCUCCCCAUCUCGGCACUAUCGCCAUUCAGCAACGCGAACUAGACCCAGAAGGAGGACGCCGCCGUCUAAUGACACCCGAGUUUCUUCCGUGAGGCCGGCCGCAUCUGAUCCAAACAUCCUUCCUUAUGCCUGUGGUUACCAUAAUUGUUGGCCACGAGAACGGUUUGCCACCUCGAGAGAAUUAUUGUAUCAUAGUAAAACCCACGAGCAUGAGGACGAGGUGUCGGACGACGGCACAGACCGACUUUUCAGAUGCGCGUUGGAAGGAUGUGGGAAAUCUUGGAAGAGUAUAAAUGGCCUUCAAUACCAUCUUCAAGUAUCUCCCGCACAUUUUAUACAGGCUUUGUCUUCCAAGCUACAGGCUACUACGAACGCCGUCUUGAGCGAAUCAGAAUCCUUCCGCUGUCCCAAGCCUGGAUGUCAUAAGGCUUACAAGCAACACGGCGGUUUACGAUAUCACUUGAAGCAUGGCCAUCCAAAGCGAACACCUGAGCAACUCACUGAUGUCCCACAUACUGUGGGAAAACCGAGACGACUACGUCAAAGGAAAGAAAGGAUAGAAGGAGUCCCCCGAUCAAUCGUCGAGCCCGGAGCGAGCAUGAAGUAGAUGACGAUGAAAGUAGAAUGUAGUUAGCUUCAUAGUAAUUUGCAAGCUGCAUCAUUAGGAGGGUUGAUGGAAGCGUUUGAGACAUUGUGGAUCGAAUUUCAAGGACAUCUCGAUAUGUAGCCAGCACCGCUUGCAUACGCCAAGCAACAAAUGAUGCUGUGAACUUCUGUCACUCAUUUACUCUGAAUAGUAGCUAAUUCUCAAC